AUGUCCAGUGAUCAAAUAUUAGUGAAUAAGCGGGGAAGAGAUGCAGGGAAAGGAAAAAGAGAAGACGACUCAGUGAAAGGAAGCCAGUCUAGUGUAAAAUGUAGUGGUGAAAAAGAUACCAAGAAUGGGAAAAACCAGGAGGAUUGUGUUAAAAAGUCCCAGUCUAGUGUGAUGGUUGUCGGAGACAAAAUUUGUGGAAGUGAUGUCACAGGGAAAGGAAGCAAACAAGUUGAUAAUACGAAAAAAUGUGAGUUGCUAUUGGGCCAAAAAGUGAACACUGAAGAUUUUAUUUGUGCUGUUGAAGGCCAUCCCUCGAUUUGGGAUAUGGAUCGGCCAAGAAGACUUGUGCGGAAUGCACCAGGAAGAUUGAAGGAAGCCUUCCUUAUUCCAGAAGACAGCGAUGAGAGUGCCAUGGAUGACAGCGACGCUGAUCCCGAUUAUGAGCCCAUUGAACAUGCAAAUACAGAUCGUCUACAGCGAAUAGUUGAUGGUCUAAGUAGUAGGCGUUUCAUAGAUGAUGAUGAUGGCGACAAUCCGGACGAUCCAGCCGAAUUUGAUCCAGACAUGCCCACGACAUCUGGCGCUACAUGUAAUACUACUGGACUCCGGCGUAUCACCAGUAUGCCUGGAGCUACUGAGCAUGACUAUUGCCAGAGAAAAACUUCAGGUGCUGGUGUGAAUCUAAAUCGGGAUAAUGGAUCAAAUACAAAUGAAGAUCUAAUACAUCAAAUACAAACAAGCAAAGGAGGUGCAAGAGGUUCGAAAGGAAAAACGAAAAAAAAGGAUCUUCCAAAAUGGAUUGAAGUUGACGCAGACUCAAGUGAAAAACCACCGGUAAUAUGGGAUGACGUCGAACCUGAACUAGGGGAAAUUCAAACCCCAAUAGAUUAUUUUAGAUAUUUUUUUGACACAGACAUUUUGGACAGUAUGGUAAAUCAGUCCAACCUUUACAGUGUCCAGAAAGACCCAAACAAGCCACUAAACAUGUCAAAGAAUGAACUAGAGCAGUUUUUGGGGAUUUGCGUUGGAAUGUCUAUUUACCGCUUACCACGAUCAAGAAUGUUUUGGGCUAAAAAUACGAAUGUGGAAAAAGUCAGCUCAGUAAUGUCACGAAACAGAUGGGAAGAAAUAAAAAGAAACAUUCAUUGUAACGACAACGCCAACAUUCUACCAGUUGGACAUCCAGACAGAGACAAAUUAUUCAAAGUAAGACCACUUAUCGAUCAUUUUCAAGCAAAGUUUCAAGCCUUACCAAAGCCACAGAUGCUAUGUGUGGAUGAACAGAUUGUGCCAUUCAAAGGAAAAUCGGGACUGAAACAAUACAACCCUAAGAAGCCUUAUAAGUGGGGUUAUAAACUGUUUAUACUUUGUGAUACCACAGGUUUGGUUCACAAUUUCGAAGUAUACACUGGACACAUUGAACCUGUGACAGGAGCUCCUGAUCUGGGUGCGAGUUCGAAUGUUGUUUUGAGAAUGACACAAGUUGUCCCAAAGCAUAAAGGAUAUUUAGUAUAUUUCGACAACUGGUUUGCCUCACUUCGGUUAUUUACUACUUUGGCACAAGAUGGAAUCGGAGCUUUAGGAACAAUCCAGAAGGAAAGGUUUCCUGGGCUAACUUUUCCCUCAGACAGUGAAAUGAAACAGAAUGGAAGAGGUUCUCUGGUGGAAGUUGAAGUAAAUUUCGAAGGUGUGGAUGUGCGAGCUUUGAAGUGGUUGGACAACCGAGGUGUAACAAUCGCCAGUACUUUUGAGAGUGCAAUGCCUGUCUCUCAAAUUACAAGAUUUGACAGAUCAUCAAAAAGAAAUGUAGACGUGCCUUGUCCUAGAAUGAUAAAGACAUACAACAAAUUCAUGGGAGGAGUGGAUCUUCUAAAUGGGCUGAUAGCGUACUACAGGAUAAAAAUAAGAUCAAAAAAGUACUACCUGAGACUUAUUUUUCAUUUUGUUGACAUGGCUAUUGUGAAUGGGUGGUUGAGGUACAGAAAUGAUUGUCACAGGAGAAACCUUCCAAAGAAGUAUAUUGUGGACCUGCUUGAGUUCAAAAGUGAAAUCUUCAGUGCUUUAUGCAGGGAAGGAAAGGAUAGUGAGAGAAAAAGAGGACGCCCUUCGUAUGACAGAGUGGAUGCUGAUUAUGAACAAAAGAAGCAUCGAGGCCCAGCAAAACCUAUUCCAUGCUUCAACGAGAGAAGAGAUGGCAUUGGUCACUGGCCAAUCGCCACUGGAGAUAGGCAGAGGUGCAAGAAACCUGGAUGUAAAGGACAGAGUACAAUUAAGUGUGGAAAAUGUCAAGUACAUCUUUGCCUAACUAAGGAAAGAAACUGCUUCACUUCAACUUUUCAUAUAUAAUAGAGUUUGUGGUCUUUGGUACAUGAAGGAAGCUGUUUUUACAAGUUAUCUUUAUAGUCAUAAGCUUUCUUGCAUUGUAUUUUUACAAAUAGUCACAAGUAAAACACA
Molecule: messenger RNA, 2454 nt
Organism: Macrosteles quadrilineatus (aster leafhopper)
Lineage: Eukaryota; Metazoa; Arthropoda; Insecta; Hemiptera; Cicadellidae
Product: piggyBac transposable element-derived protein 3-like
Exons: 3
Coding region: 1-2346 (781 amino acids)
Source: RefSeq, a predicted model, not a curated record